GAUUUACAUUCUUGAAUAAUUUUUAAACAUUAAAAUGUUUUAAUUUAUUCUUAAAAUAAAUUUAAAUAUAUCAAGAUAAUAUACAUGAAUAUUUCAAAUUCAACGAUUCCAUAUUAUGAAACUGUUGAAACGAAUAUUGAUCCAAUAUGGUUAUGUACAUUAAUUCUACUUGGUUCUGUUUCAUUAUUAGGCACCAUUGGAAAUUUACUUGUAUUAGGUGUUUAUAUACAACAACAUUUUUGGCCACAUUUACAUUUAAAAUAUAGACAAAUUUAUUAUAAUCAAAAAUUAAGUAUGUUAAAUACAAAUGAACUAUAUACAACAACAACAACAACAUCAUCAUCGUAUCUUCAUGAUAUGAAUAAUGAUAAUUUGAAUCAUAUCAUACAAAUUCAUGAAUCAAAUGAACAAUUAUUUACUAAAACCACUGGUACACCAACAUUUUUUAUACUUGUAUUAGCAUGUGUUGAUUUAAUGGUAUGUUGUUUUGUUGUACCAUUAACAUUCUAUAUGGAAUAUAUACAUUUACAACCAUCAACAGAUAUAUGGUGUAAAACACAUGCAUUUUUAAAUAUAUGUAAUAUAAUGUUUAGUUCAUUAUUAAUUAUAGCAAUUGCAUUAGAAAGAUAUCUUACUAUAUGUCAUCCAUUACGUCGUAUAUUAACAAUGAAACGUGCUAAAUAUUUAACAUUAGGUUUAGCUAUAUUUUGUAUUAUAUAUGGUAUACUUGGUGCAUUACAUCAUAGUUUAGGGAUAACAAAUGAUGAACCAAAUAUAAAACAAUGUUGUGAUACACCAGAAAUACCAAAUGCUACUUAUAUAGAAAAAUUAACAUAUGAUAUAUUACAAAAAGGUAAUACAGCUAGUUUUAUAUUAUCAAUUCUAUCCGUUAUUAUAUUAUAUUCAUUAAUUUUACGCGUUGUCAUUAAAACACAUCGUGCUCAACGUUAUACACCAGUGAUUAAUCAUAAUACUAUACCAUAUAAUACUAUCAUAAUACAUAAUACAAAAAUGUUAAAUAGAAAUCAAAGAAGUGCUAUUUCAUCAAAUGAUUUAAACAAUACUACUACUACUACUACUACUACUACUACUACUAGUGACAUUGAACAUUUAACCAAUGAUCCUCAUCAACAUCAACAUCAUCGUAAAAGUUUAACAAAUAGAAUCAAAAUGAAUUUAUCCAUAAAAAAUAUAACAGAAAGUACAUUAUGGAGAGAGAUACGUUCAGCUAGUGUAUUAUUUGUUGUAGCUGUUGUUUAUAUUAUUGUAUUUACACCAGCAUUAUUAACAGCUAAUAAAUUAGUACAAUUUAAUUUACUUGCAUAUAAUACAUACUACUUAAAUAAUAUGUCAAAUCCAUUAAUUUAUUGUUUUAUGAGUAAUGCAUUUAGAAAAAAAUUAAAAAUUUUAUUAUUUAAUAGUAUUAUAUCAUAUAAAUGUUGUUAUAUUAAACAUAAUAAUAAUAAUAAUAAUAAAUUAUUUCAUCAUUCAUAUCAUCUUCAACAUCCUCAACGACAACAACAUCCUAGACAACAACGUCGUAAACAACAUUUAAGAGCAAGAGAAUUAAUCAAUAAUAUUAGUAAUAAUAAUAAUAAUAAUGAUAUGAAUAAUAAUAUAGACAAUCCUAUGGAUAAAUAAAGAUAUUUUACUUCAUCCAUUCACUGAUGAUGAACAUCAUCUUCAACACCAACAACUUCAUCACCGUCAUCCUCAAUGACAACAACAUCAACG
Molecule: messenger RNA, 1734 nt
Organism: Schistosoma curassoni
Lineage: Eukaryota; Metazoa; Platyhelminthes; Trematoda; Strigeidida; Schistosomatidae
Source: the annotation of a GenBank genome assembly